Talaromyces proteolyticus is the source of this 1444-nucleotide messenger RNA. RefSeq lists its product as uncharacterized. Lineage: Eukaryota; Fungi; Ascomycota; Eurotiomycetes; Eurotiales; Trichocomaceae. The record is from RefSeq and is a predicted model, not a curated record. Bases 248 to 1147 code for a protein of 299 amino acids. The transcript is spliced from 3 exons.
CUCCUGCCUGAGGCUGUUAUCCCUCCUUCUAUUGUCUUGUCUGUACAGCUUGCUGCUUGCUGCCGUGGAAGCUGCCCGCUUGCGCCAUGUCAUGACCCUUUCGUGUUGGUACCCAUACCAUGGACUUCUCGCGUGACCGAGCCUAGCUUGAGCCUGUUGCUUGCCACUUCUCUCGUCACCGCCUUUUCUUGCGCUUCUUCUUCUUCCUCUUCUUCUUACUGCUGUUGUUGUUGUCGUCUCUUUCGAUAUGGCCAGGUCAAAGACUGGCGUUCAUUCCUGGGAAGAUGUGCUCGCCCAGAGGUACGAAAACGACAAACCUUCCUCGCUGCCUCGAUACAGACGGCGCAAAGGAACUGUCAGAGGGCCGGCCCCACGAGCGAUGGAUUUCAGCCAAUCGCCCAUCCAGCAGUCACAAUGCCUAUUGCUGAACAAGCUCCCGUCCGAGCUGCGACUGAUGAUCUGGGAAAUGGUGCUCGGUGGCCGACGGCUGCACGUUAUUCAACGAUCGCAAAAACGCUUGGGCUACGUUGUGUGCCCGCAACGAGAUCCAUGUGGCAUCUGCCGCGGCAUUCUCCCGCAACCGAUCAAGAACGCAGAAAGGUGCUCGAAUAUGAAUUUGCUCUCGCUGCCAGCAGCGUGUAAACAGAUUUACCGGGAAAGCAUUUACCUACUUUACUCUUCAAACACGUUUGAGUUUAGCAACACCUGGUCUCUGACGUACCUACGACCGACCAUUCCAGCCGAUCAAUGGAAUGAAAUUCGCUCCGUCGACCUGAAAUGGGCGUUCCCCGGUCACUGGCUACCAAGUAAGGACUCAGUCAAAUCAGUAUAUGUCUGGGCUGGUCGACAGCAGUGGGUCGAAACCUGCAAGGCUAUUCUGCUGAUGAAGAAUCUCGAAGACUUUACGUUGCAUCUGACUGGCAACUGGUUUGGGGAGCCGAUUGAGAAGGUACCCGUUUUCCUCGAGCCUUUGAGGGGGCUGAGCUUAAAGAAUCAUCCGCAUCGGCGGUGGAAGAUUCUGCUGCCACCGCAGCCGUAUUAUAAGAAGGCAGCUACUAAAUUGAGUGAUAUGAUGCAGAAAGAAAGAAUAUACUGUGAGAUUCACGAGGCAGAGCAGUGCAAGGGGGGGUGUAUCCGACCGAAUUGAAUUGAGUAUGAUGGAAAGUUACGAUUGGUUGCAUUGAAUAACCCAAAAGUAUAGUUAAGCUAUCCUUUCAAAAGUUUUCGAGUAUAGAUCUAUAAAAAAGAGCACAAGCAAGCCUGAAUAUUCUCUAGAGGAUCAACUUAUGAGUACUUUGCAGGUUCAUAUAAUGACAUUUCUCUUGUUUUGGAGACAUUUUUCUUCCUUGAUUCAAUUUAUUUACAGUAAACUGGUCAUCCCGCAAGCGUUUCCUCUUGCGCUUGACGUGUUGUGUUUCUUGUAUUUCACUCCCUUCAAUGUUCG